GAUUCGAUGACUCUGAACGUGCUGGUCGUAUGCCUCGGCAAUAUCUGCCGCUCCCCCAUCGGGGAGGCAGUCCUGAGAAACGUCGCGUCCGAGCGCGGCAUCGACAUCACCGUCGAUAGCGCGGGCACAGCAGGGUAUCAUGUCGGUGAGGAGCCUGACGAGCGUUCAACAGCGACGUGUAAGAAGUUUGGCGUCCCCAUCUCGCACGAGGCGCGUCAGGUCCAGCCGGAGGACUAUCGAAAGUUCACGCACAUCCUUGCGGCUGACGAGAACAACCUGCGCAAUCUCCUGCGCGAUAAGCCAGGCUACGCCACCGCUGAAGUCAAGCUCUGGGGCUCGUAUUUAGACGGCAAACGCAUCGAUGAUCCUUACUACGGCAACAUCAAAAACUUCGAAGCCGUCUUUCAUCAGUGUGAGAGGCUAUCCAAUGCAUUCCUCGAUGAGGUCGUCGGUAAA
Messenger RNA from Heterobasidion irregulare TC 32-1, 456 nucleotides. RefSeq names its product phosphotyrosine protein phosphatase. Gene Ontology annotation, cellular component: cytoplasm. The annotation marks the transcript as partial. Gene Ontology annotation, molecular function: acid phosphatase activity; non-membrane spanning protein tyrosine phosphatase activity. The record is from RefSeq and is a predicted model, not a curated record. Lineage: Eukaryota; Fungi; Basidiomycota; Agaricomycetes; Russulales; Bondarzewiaceae. Gene Ontology annotation, biological process: protein dephosphorylation. The transcript has 4 exons.